AUGUCCACUACUACAAUUGAAGUCCCACAAGCAUUCGGAUGGGUCUUGCUUAUGGCUGUUGCUCAUGCCUUUGAACUUUUUGUAUUUGGAGGAGUUGUCGGAAGCUAUAGAAAGAAGCACAAUGUCAAGUAUCCUGAUGUUACUGGACCUGAGGAAUUUAAUCGUGCCAUGAGAGUACAUUACAAUGCAUUGGAAGGUGCUCCAUUCUUCUUUGUUACCUUAUUAAUUUGUGGAUUUUAUUGGGCUGAAUUAGCUGCCCUUGCUGGUUUCAUUUACAUUGUUGGUAGAGCUAUUUAUUGUGUGGGUUAUCUUAAGAGUGUUGAAGGUAGAACUACUGGAGCAAUUAUUUGUCAUUUGGCCGAAUUGAUGUUGUUGAUUGGUUCAAUUGUUUUCAUCUUUAAAAUGAUUGUGUAA
Naegleria gruberi is the source of this 414-nucleotide messenger RNA. RefSeq lists its product as uncharacterized. NCBI's taxonomy places the organism in Eukaryota, Heterolobosea, Eutetramitea, Acrasida, Naegleriidae. Bases 1 to 414 code for a protein of 137 amino acids. Gene Ontology annotation, cellular component: membrane; nuclear envelope; endoplasmic reticulum. The record is from RefSeq and is a predicted model, not a curated record. The transcript has a single exon. Gene Ontology annotation, molecular function: glutathione peroxidase activity; glutathione transferase activity.